Molecule: messenger RNA, 1064 nt
Organism: Postia placenta MAD-698-R-SB12
Lineage: Eukaryota; Fungi; Basidiomycota; Agaricomycetes; Polyporales; Adustoporiaceae
Exons: 2
Coding region: 1-867 (288 amino acids)
Source: RefSeq, a predicted model, not a curated record
AUGGACGACCAGUUGGAACUUCCACCAGCGCCAUCUUCGCCACAUCUCUCCCUGCCAGGUCUCGCCGAUGACGAUCUUCCUUCGUCCGAUGAUGCGUAUCCCCAUAUAUCACUGGACACAAUUGCGCCGUCGGAGCUUUCCCCACUGUGCCCUUCAGACGAAGGGCUAGGUCUCUUCCUCCAGCCGAUUUCCAUCGACCCACCGCUUGCGCGCUCUCCGUCUCCAGACGACGACGAUCUUCAGUUUUUGGACGUGCAGCUUGAUCCGGUAUCGUCAUCUCUAGACUCCGAUGAGUUUCUGGAGCUACGCAGGAUCCGCCGCCGAGCGCUCAACGCUGAACGCGCAGCUCGUGAAGCGGAGGCUGAGUACACCGAGCGCAUCACCGCCGUGGCCAGCUCUCUCCUCCCUCCGAAUCACAGCAGCCCAAACGCAGAGCAGUCAGAAUGCGAUCCUGACCUAACAACCGCGCCGUUGAGUGCAGACGAGAAGCGCGCACGGCAGCGCGAGCUGCACAUCGCGAUGGACAUGCGCGCGGACGCACGCCGCAGGCGAAAGCGCGAGAAGCAGCGCAGCAAGGAAGUGGGCGCUUUGAUGGACUACAAGAUGCAUCGCGUCGAAUCGCCCGAGCACGGCCUUGCGACGCUCAUCGCGAGCAUGGUGUUGCGACGAAGCGAUGUAUUCCGGCCGCUGGCGAGCCGGAGAGCGGAUUUCCCUCGGCGAGUGUAUGCGCCGUCGCCGCUGAGCCAGUGUAUGUCUCUAGAACACGUCGUUGCUGAUGAGAUGCACAUGGACAUGGAUGUCGACGUGAACGCAAAUGAGAACUUUGACGCGGAUGCGGACGAGGAUGCAGUCAUGGUGGAUGCGUAGCUGACCUGCGCACCGCGGAGUCGGUUGAAAGGCAAAAUGGUUGGAAAGACCGCGAAGUGUACAGUAUUCCAUUUCUUCCGAUCGACACCCUGCAUUUGUAGCAUUUAGUGUCCUCAUAGUUGUCGUAUAUUGCGCAUGUCUCCCCCGCUUUAUUUGAACGAAUACCAUGGUCCAUGAUUCCCCGUUCGUGCAUACCA